Molecule: messenger RNA, 1545 nt
Organism: Otolemur garnettii (small-eared galago)
Lineage: Eukaryota; Metazoa; Chordata; Mammalia; Primates; Galagidae
Product: coagulation factor X
Exons: 8
Coding region: 63-1526 (487 amino acids)
Biological process (GO): blood coagulation; proteolysis
Cellular component (GO): extracellular region
Molecular function (GO): serine-type endopeptidase activity; calcium ion binding
Source: RefSeq, a predicted model, not a curated record
CCAGGAGAGUGGACUCUGCCCCCGGCGGCCUGUCACAGUGGGACCCUGCACUCAGCCACACCAUGGCGAGCCUGCUGGGCCUUGCCCUGCUCAGUGUGUCCCUGGCUGGCCUUCUCCUGCCUGGGGAAAGUGUGUUUAUUGAUCGGGAACAUGCCAACAACGUCCUGGUGAGAAUCAGGAGGGCAAAUUCAUUUCUUGAAGAGGUGAAGAAAGGAAACCUUGAAAGAGAGUGUGUGGAGGAGACGUGCUCAUACGAGGAGGCCCGAGAGGUCUUUGAGGACAACGACAAGACGAAUGAGUUCUGGAAUAAAUACAAAGAUGGCGACCAGUGUGAGGGCAGCCCCUGUCAGAACCAGGGCGUGUGCAAGGACGGCCUGGGCCAGUACACCUGUACCUGCUUGGAAGGGUUCGAGGGCAAGAACUGCGAACUGCUUACACGGAAGCUCUGCAGCCUGGACAAUGGGGACUGUGACCAGUUCUGCCGAGAGGAGCAGAACGAGGUGGUGUGCUCCUGUGCCAGUGGGUACACCCUGGGUGACAACGGCAAGUCCUGCAUCUCUACAGACCUCUUUCCCUGUGGAAAGCUGACUCUGGGGCGUAGGAAGAGGUCAGAGUCUCAGGCCAUGUCUGGCAGCGAGGAGCUCCCUAAAACCACAGUGCUAGGGCAGUAUGACCAGGACCUGGUCCCCACUCAGGACCCCUACAACCUGCUGAACUUCAACCAGACAUACCCCGAGGAGGAUGACAGCGACCUUAUCCGGAUCGUGGGUGGCCGGGACUGCAAGGAAGGGGAGUGUCCCUGGCAGGCCCUGCUGGUCAAUGAGGAGAAUGAAGGGUUCUGUGGAGGCACCAUCCUCAGCGAGUUCCAUGUGCUCACCGCCGCCCACUGCCUGCACCAGGCUAAGAGGUUCACCGUGAGGGUGGGGGAUCGUAACACAGAGAAGGAGGAAGGCAAUGAGAUGGUGCAUGAGGUGGAGGUGGUGGUGAAGCACAACAGGUUUGUGAAAGAGACCUAUGACUACGACAUCGCCGUCCUCAGGCUGAAGACACCCAUCACCUUCCGUGUGAAUGUGGCCCCUGCCUGCCUGCCCGAGAAGGACUGGGCUGAGUCCACGCUGAUGACACAGAAGACAGGCAUUGUGAGUGGGUUUGGGCGCACUCAUGAGAUGGGCCGCCUGUCCCCCACGCUCAAGAUGCUGGAGGUGCCCUACGUGGACCGUAACACCUGCAAGCUGUCCAGCAGCUUCACCAUCACCCAGAACAUGUUCUGCGCUGGCUACGAAGCCAGGCCUGAGGAUGCCUGCCAAGGGGACAGCGGAGGCCCCCAUGUCACCCGCUUUAAGAACACAUAUUUUGUGACGGGCAUUGUCAGCUGGGGAGAAGGGUGCGCCAGGAAGGGCAAAUACGGCAUCUACACCAAGGUCACCGCCUUCCUCAAAUGGAUUAACAGGUCGAUGAAAACCCAGGGCCCACCCCGGCUGGUGACCACCUCCCAGCCUCCCAGGUUGACUCGUCCUCUCCAUUAAAGUGCCCUUGACAGCUAUA